Brassica napus (rape) is the source of this 2148-nucleotide messenger RNA. Its product is annotated as probable serine/threonine-protein kinase WNK4. The coding region runs from base 334 to 2019 and encodes 561 amino acids. Gene Ontology annotation, molecular function: protein serine/threonine kinase activity; ATP binding. Gene Ontology annotation, cellular component: cytoplasm. Lineage: Eukaryota; Viridiplantae; Streptophyta; Magnoliopsida; Brassicales; Brassicaceae. The transcript is spliced from 7 exons. Gene Ontology annotation, biological process: intracellular signal transduction; protein phosphorylation. The record is from RefSeq and is a predicted model, not a curated record.
AUGCACGUUUGAUGGUUUUUGUCUGCUAUGGCUAGAGUAUCUUUUAUUAGCAACGAAGAUUUGUCAAAGCUUUGUGUGUGUGUUUUCUUAUUUAUGUUUUACAAUUGGGUCAAUAAAAUAAAAUGAUUAUCUGUAAUACAUGUGAUGCAAGCAACGUUGAGGCUCUUGUAUUUUUUUCAUUAUAUUAUGUGAUUAAGGCCACGUACUGUUACGUAUUAUCUGCUGACGCUUCUUUGAUGAAGUAGAAUAAGAAGUAAUAGGACGACUUUUGGGAUCCAAAGAGAGCUCAUCGUCUCAAAAAAUUUGGGAGCAGCAAUCUAGUUUUGGUCAACCAUGAACAUGAAUCAAGUUUCAGAGUAUGUGGAAACCGAUCCAACUGGUCGCUAUGGACGUUUUGCUGAAGUUCUUGGAAGGGGAGCUAUGAAAACAGUGUACAAAGCAAUCGACGAGAUGCUGGGGAUAGAAGUAGCGUGGAGCCAGGUGAAGCUAAAAGAGGUUCUACGUUCUUCUGUUGAUCUACAGAGGCUCUACUCAGAGGUUCAUCUUCUCAGCACUCUAAACCACAAAUCUAUCAUUCGUUUCUACACUUCCUGGAUCGAUGUUCAUUCCCAUACUCUCAACUUCAUCACCGAGUUGUUCACUUCUGGGACCCUCCGACAAUACAAAAACAAGUACUUGCGGAUAGAUAUUCGAGCAAUCAAGUCAUGGGCUCGGCAGAUCUUGGAAGGGCUUGUUUAUCUCCACGGCCACGACCCUCCUGUGAUCCAUAGAGACCUUAAGUGUGAUAACAUCUUUGUUAAUGGCCAUCUUGGUCAAGUCAAAAUAGGCGAUCUUGGUCUUGCAAGAAUGCUCCGGGACUGCCACGCCGCCACUAGUGUCAUCGGCACUCCCGAGUUCAUGGCUCCAGAACUAUACGAGGAGAACUAUAAUGAACUCAUUGACGUUUAUUCCUUUGGUAUGUGCUUUUUGGAGAUGAUCACCUCUGAGUUCCCGUAUAGCGAAUGCAACAAUCCAGCGCAGAUUUACAAGAAAGUUGUCGCGGGAAAGCUACCAGGAGCGUUUUACAGAGUUGAAGACAUCGAGGCACAGAGAUUCAUCGGGAAAUGCCUUGUGCCUGCCUCAAUGAGAGUAUCAGCAAGAGAACUAUUGCAAGAUCCAUUUCUCGCGUCUGACGAAUCAUGGAUGGUUUACGCGAGUGGUGCUAGGAAUCUGAAGCCCUUCUUGAACGAGAAUGAAAUGGAUAGAUUGAAGUUGGAAGACGAUGAAACUGGGGAGCUGGACUCUGAAGAUAACAAAUUCUAUUUGAAGUUACCAAUCGCAAAUGAAAAUGGUCUAGCAAAGAACGUGUCCUUCUGCUUUGACAUCAUGAAUGAUACUUCCAUUGAUGUAGCAACGGAGAUGGUGAAAGAACUGGAGAUCACAGAAUGGGAUCCGGUGGAGAUUGCUAAAAUGAUUGAUGGAGAGAUCUCUUCUCUGGUCCCUGGUUGGAGGUCGGAGGAAGAUGAUGAAUCUCCUCAUGAUUAUCAUACUCCUUUUCACUCUUCUUCCUCGCCUUCAUCCUCUCGAGCUUCACUCUCUAACUAUAUGGCUCCAGGCCGUCAAGAUUGGCUACAAGAUGAUUUUCACGAUGAGACGUAUUCUCAGAGUUCUUCAAAUUCAGGGUCUUACUCCAACCUCAACUACAUAUCUGUAGAUGAGCACAUCUCCUCCCAACCUCCAGCUAUGAACAGAACUCACAACGUGACAAGGUUUUGCCCUGAAGAAAGCUAUCAUCUCCAUUCAGGACAAGCCAACAUGUAUGCAGCUUCUUCUAGUUCAAGUAACUUGAGACUGGCAUCAGACAACCGCGUGCUCACGAGGAACCGCUCGCUUGUAGACGUGCAGGGACAGUUGCUGCAUCGGUCGCUGGUGGAGGAGGCUAGAAAAAGAAGGUUGAUCAAAACUGUUGGAGACGUUGAGAACGUUGGGUUUCAGUCGCCUUAUGCUGUUUCCAGGAAGCCACGGAGCUCAAGGCGCUAAGCUUCUCUCACUUUUUAGUUUUUAUUCAUGUAAUGUCUAUAGUAAUAAUGUGGAUAAACAAACUUGCUGGUUUCAAAAUGUAAAAAGGUUACAUGUGUGUUUCAAUAAAGUUGUUUGGUUUUACUUUUA